Mercurialis annua (annual mercury) is the source of this 1797-nucleotide messenger RNA. RefSeq lists its product as uncharacterized. The record is from RefSeq and is a predicted model, not a curated record. Bases 1 to 1797 code for a protein of 598 amino acids. Gene Ontology annotation, biological process: DNA integration. The transcript is spliced from 9 exons. Gene Ontology annotation, molecular function: nucleic acid binding; RNA-DNA hybrid ribonuclease activity. Lineage: Eukaryota; Viridiplantae; Streptophyta; Magnoliopsida; Malpighiales; Euphorbiaceae.
AUGUGUUUGACAUUGAUGUUUGCAGUUAAGAAACUCAGACACUAUCUACAAGCUCAUCAAAUUCAACUAAUCUCUAAGGCUGGUCUAAUCAAGUACGUCAUGUCAAAACCAGUCCUUUCGGGUAGAUUGGCGAAAUGGGCUCUUUUACUGCAAAAAUUUGAUAUAAGCUACGUUUCUCAAAAGGCAGUCAAGGGUCAAGCGCUUGCAGACUUUCUAGCUGAUCCUCCUAUUCCAGAUAAUUGGGAGUUCUCCAAUGACUUUCCGGAUGAGGAUGUAUUUCUCAUUCAAAGCUCGCCUUGGAAGAUGUACUUUGAUGGAGCUGCUUGUCAAAAUGCUGAAUAUCAAGCAUUGAUACUAGAUCUUGAUGUGGCGAUUGUGAUGAACAUCGAUCAUAUCAAUGUGUUUGGAUAUUCAAAAUUGGUGGUCAACCAACUUCUUUCAAUUUAUGAGGUAAAGAAACCUGAGUUGAUACCAUACUUUCAACAUGCUAAUAGACAAAUCGAGAGGUUUGAUAUCAUCAACAUUGAACAUGUACCUAGAAAAGAAAAUAAGCAAGCAGAUGCAUUGGCUAAUCUUGCAGCAACUUUAACUCUUUCAAACACAGAAGUUCAAGUAAUUGUUUAUGAUGAAGAAGCCAUAAAGGCGUUGGAAGAAGCGCACUCAGAGGUGUGUGGAGCCCAUCAAUCAGGUCCUAAACUUCAUUUCCAUAUCAAAAGAAUGGGCUAUUAUUGGCCUAUAAUGGUAAAAGACUAUAUGGAGUAUGCUAAGAAGUGCCAAGGAUGUCAAUUCUAUGAAAAUAUCAUUCGUCAACCUCAUGAGCCGCUUCAUCCAACUGUUGCUUUUUGGUCUUUUGAUGCUUGGGGAUUAGAUGUUGUUAGUCCUCUGCCAAAAAUUUAUGGAGGAACUCCGCGUUACAUCAUCACGGAUAAUGGAAAAGAAUUCUCCAAUAAGGCUAUGGACACGUUAUGUGUGGAAUUCAAAUUCGAACAAUACAACUCAUUCGUGUAUAAUGCACCAGCCAAUGGUCUCGCGAAAGCUUUCAACAAAACCUUAUGCAGUUUGCUUAAGAAGAAUGUGAGCCGCACUAAGAGAGAUUGGCAUGAAAGGCCAGGAGAAGCUUUAUGUGCUUAUCGUAUUACACAUAGAACAGCAACCGGGGCAACUCCAUAUUCACUUGUGUAUGGUACAAAAGCUGUAGUACCGUUAGAAUGUCAAGUUCCAUCUCUAAGGAUCGCCAUCCAAGAAGGCCUUUCUAGUGAUGAAAAUGCACGCUUGCGCCUGAAAGAAUUGGAAGCUCUAGAUGAGAAGGGGUUGGAAGCACAACAAAGAUUGGAGUGUUAUCAAGCCAGAAUGUCAAAAGCCUUCAACAAGAAGAGAGAACAACCUGUUGUUCGUUUACUUCUUCACAAUUUGGAAGAUGUUGCUGGGCGGGAACCAGCUGCUGAUCUAGUGUUCUACAAAAAUUUAAUGUGGUUUGGUCCUUUACUAGAUCUUUUGGAGAGUUUAUGUCUCAAUGGGUGGAUAUCGUUCCUAAAGGGCCGUAUUGGAAACUUUGGCCUUUUUCUGAAUCGUAUCCUCUAUUGUGCCACCCUGUGUGUGCCACUUCUUGUGCGAAAGCUUAGAGUUAAGGAAGUCAAUUGCAGGAAAGGAUGCCAAUCUGGUGACUUAUUGAACGAUGGCAAGAUGAGGGGCAAUAAUUAUUUAGGCUUUCUUGGCCCUCUAUUGAUAUUGCAAUUUUGGGAUAUUAAAAAUUUAGCUAGGAGUUCAUAUUUUAAUUGCAUGAGUAUUUAUGGAUAA